AUGCGCGCGGCGACGACGACCCUCGCGCCCGCGCGCGCGACGACGCGCAGGACGCGAACGACGCGGACCGAUGCGCGACGCGCGGUGACGCGCGCGGCGACGAAAGCGACGACGGACGUGACGACGACGACGCGGCGGGAACUCGCGGCGAAGACGCUCGCGGCGAUGGCGCUCACGGCGACGCCGACGAUCGGCGCGUUCGCGGGACCGGCGCACGCGCUGAGCGGGAUGAACGCGGUGAAGGACACGCGCGAGGGGUACGAGUUCCUGUACCCGGUGGGAUGGCAAGAGAUUCAGGUGGACGGGCAGGCGGCGGUGUACAAGGAUAUCAUCGAACCCCUGGAGAGCGUGGCGUUGAACGUGUACCCGACGCAACGGGAGAGCGUGAAGGACAUCGGAACGGCGGAUGAGGUGGCGAAGACGCUGGUCGGGAAGGCGCUCACCGCGCCGGGGGCGCAGGCGAAGGUGCUGGCGACGAGCGAACGCACGGAUAAGGACGGACACCUGUAUUACCAGUUUGAGUUUGUCACGAAGACGCAGAGCUACGAGAGACACGCGCUGACGGUGGUGACGGUGACGCAAGGAAAGUUCUACACGCUCACCACGGGCUCGAGCGAGAAGCGCUGGAAGAAGAUGAAGGAACGCCUUCUCGCGACGGUUGGCUCGUUCAGCGUCUACUAUUAA
Molecule: messenger RNA, 684 nt
Organism: Ostreococcus lucimarinus CCE9901
Lineage: Eukaryota; Viridiplantae; Chlorophyta; Mamiellophyceae; Mamiellales; Bathycoccaceae
Gene: PSBP3
Product: lumenal PsbP-like protein
Exons: 1
Coding region: 1-684 (227 amino acids)
Biological process (GO): photosynthesis
Cellular component (GO): photosystem II oxygen evolving complex; extrinsic component of membrane; photosystem II
Molecular function (GO): calcium ion binding
Source: RefSeq, a predicted model, not a curated record